UGCUCCUAGCUCGUGCGUUUCACGGAAGACGUAACACACCUUGGAGGUUCCGACCUCCAUGUAACAUGCUUCAACCCCGGAGUCAGUCCGCGUAGCCGGGAGGAGUAGUUUUUGAGGACAGGGGGGGUUGAAAGUUGAGAGGAAACUGCAGUGUGCGUGCGGUCUACCAUGGAAGAAGUCAGUAAGGCUGGCAAGACCAACCCGGCAGCGACGGCGAGCCUUUUGUCCAAGAUAUUUUUCUGGUGGCUAAAUCCUUUGUUUAAGAUUGGAUAUAAACGCAGGCUCGAGGAAGAUGACAUGUACGAAGUGCUCACAGAGGACAGGUCACAGAACCUGGGGCAGGAUUUGCACAGAUACUGGGAUCAUGAGGUCCAGAAGGCGACCAAAGAGCUGCGGCCGCCCAGCCUGUCCAAAGCCAUCAUCAAGUGUUACUGGAAACCAUAUGCAGUCCUGGGAUUCUUUACCCUCAUUGAGGAGGUGAUCAAAGUCAUCCAGCCAGUCAUUUUGGGAAAGAUGAUUGAAUAUUUUGAGAACUACGACCCAGACAACCAAAAAGCUCUGAAUGAGGCUUUCGGCUAUGCCACGGCCAUGUCAGUGUGCACCAUCGGCCUGGCGCUGCUGCAUCACCUGUACUUCUACCACGUCCAGAGAACGGGCAUGAAGAUCCGAGUGGCCAUGUGUCACAUGAUCUACAAGAAGGCUCUGUGUCUCAGCAGUUCAGCGAUGGGGAAGACCACCACAGGCCAGAUUGUCAACCUCCUCUCUAAUGACGUCAACAGGUUUGACGAUGUGACAAUCUUCCUGCACUUCUUGUGGGUGGGGCCUCUGCAGGCGGCGGCGGUAGUCGGCCUGCUGUGGGUGGAGAUUGGCGCAUCGUGUUUGGCCGGCAUGGUGGUUCUCAUGUUCCUGAUGCCCAUGCAGACCCUGUUUGGAAGGCUCUUUUCUAAAUUCAGGACUAAAACGGCCGUUCUGACUGACAGCCGAAUCCGCACAAUGAACGAGGUGGUGUCUGGCAUCAGGAUUAUUAAGAUGUACGCCUGGGAGAAACCCUUCUCUGCUCUUGUCACCGAGGUCAGAAGGAAGGAGAUCUCCAAGAUCAUGAAGAGCUCCUACCUCCGAGGCCUCAACAUGGCCUCCUUCUUCUGCGCCAGCAAAAUCAUCGUGUUCGUCACCUUCACGCUCUACGUCCUCCUGGGGAGCACCAUCACCGCCAGCAGGGUGUUUGUGACCGUGUCCCUGUACACCGCCGUGCGCCUCACGGUCACGCUCUUCUUCCCAAGUGCCAUCGAGAAGCUGUUUGAGUGCCGCGUUAGCAUUCGCAGGAUCCAGGAGUUCUUACUGCUGGAAGAGAUUGCAAAAGUCAGAGCGGCCCUGCCUCAGGAGGAGAAGAAGGACGCCUCAGUGGAGGUCCAGGACCUGACCUGCUACUGGGACAAGAAUCUAGAUGCUCCAUCUCUGCAGAACAUCUCCUUCACUCUGAACUCAAAUCAGCUGUUAGCUGUGAUUGGACCCGUUGGAGCCGGCAAAUCAUCACUCUUGAGCUCCAUCCUGGGCGAGCUGCCGGAUGAAAAGGGGGUCCUGAAGGUCAGAGGCCAACUUACCUACGCCGCCCAACAGCCUUGGGUUUUCCCUGGAACCAUCCGCAGUAACAUCCUGUUCGGGAAACCGCUCAACCAGCAGAAGUACGAGAAAGUGAUCAGAGCCUGCGCGCUGAAGAGGGACAUGGAGCUGCUCCCAGAUGGUGAUCUGACUCUGAUCGGGGACAGAGGAGCCACACUCAGCGGGGGACAGAAAGCUCGGGUCAACCUGGCCAGGGCUGUGUAUCAGGAUGCAGACAUCUACCUCCUGGAUGAUCCUCUGAGCGCCGUGGACGCCGAGGUCGGGAGACACCUCUUUGAACAGUGCAUCUGCGGCUUGCUCAGAAACAAACCUCGUGUCUUGGUCACCCACCAGCUGCAGUACCUGAAGGCAGCCGACCAGAUCCUGGUCCUGAAAGAGGGUCACAUGGUGGCGAAGGGCACGUACACGGAGCUGCAGCAGUCCGGCGUGGACUUCACCUCCCUGCUGAAGAAGGAAGAAGAGGAGGAGCAGCAGCAGCAGCAGCAGCAACCUGUGGAGAUCCCAAUCAGGGGCAGAACUCUGUCCCAGAAUUCAGUGCUCUCACAGACCUCCUCCAUGCACUCGGUCAAAGACGGAGACUACCUACCGGAGGAAACCGUGCAGACAGUGGCAGAGGAAUCCCGCGCAGAGGGAACCAUCGGGUUUGGUCUGUACGUCAAAUACCUGCGAGCUGGAGCCAGCAUCCUGUUCCUGCUCACCGUCUUUGUGCUCAACAUUCUAGCUCAGGUAGCAUACAUCAUGCAAGACUGGUGGCUUGCUUACUGGGCUGAUCAGCAGGAGAAGCUCAGUGAAAACAGCACCAUCUCCCAAAACGGACAAAAUAUCACACAGCAGCUGGACUUAGACUUCUACCUGGGAAUUUAUGGAGGUCUUACGAUAGCCACCAUCAUUUUUGGCUUCUUGAGGAAUCUGGUCCUGUUUAACGUGCUGGUGAGAUGUGCUCAGUCUCUGCACAACCGCAUGUUUGACGCCAUACUCCGGACACAUGUGCGCUUCUUUGACAUCAACCCUAUUGGAAGAGUCCUGAACAGGUUUUCAAAGGACAUUGGCCAGCUGGAUUCUAACAUGCCGUGGACUUUUGUGGACUUUAUUCAGGUUUUCCUGCAGAUUCUUGGGGUCAUCGCUGUGUCAGUCUCUGUGAUCCCCUGGAUCCUCCUCCCUGUGCUCCCACUCCUUCUCGUCUUCCUCUUCCUGCGCCGCUACUUCCUGCGGACCUCCAGAAACAUCAAACGCCUUGAAUCCACCACUCGGAGUCCGGUCUUCUCCCACCUGUCGUCAUCUCUUCAGGGCUUGUGGACGAUCCGAGCGUUUGGAGCUGAGGAGAGGUUCCAAAAAGACUUUGACUCCCAUCAGGACCUGCACUCAGGGGCCUGGUUUCUGUUCCUGACCACCUCUCGAUGGUUCGCUCUCCGCCUUGACGGCUUGUGCGCCAUUUUUGUCACCAUCACUACCUUUGGCUGCCUGCUGCUCAGAAACCAGCUGGACGCUGGAUCUGUGGGUUUGGCUCUGACUUACUCCGUCACCCUGAUGGGCAUGUUCCAGUGGGGCGUCAGGCAGAGUGCAGAGGUGGAGAACAUGAUGACCUCAGUGGAGAGGGUGGUGGAGUAUACUGAACUAGAGAGUGAAGCACCCUGGGAAACCCAGAAGCGUCCUCCUCCUGAUUGGCCCAGCAAAGGCCUGGUGACCUUUGACCAGGUCAGCUUCUCCUACAGCAGUGACGGACCGGUGGUGCUGAAGAGCCUGAAAGCAAUGUUUAGGCCUCAGGAGAAGGUGGGGAUUGUGGGUAGGACAGGUGCUGGUAAAAGCUCCCUGGUGUCGGCUCUGUUCCGCCUGGCGGAGCCUCAGGGGAAGAUCUACAUCGACGGGGUUUUAACCUCUGAGAUUGGCCUCCAUGACCUCCGCCAGAAGAUGUCAAUCAUCCCUCAGGACCCUGUGCUCUUUACGGGCUCCAUGAGGAAGAACUUAGAUCCCUUUAACUAUCAUACUGAUGAAGAACUGUGGAACGCUCUGCAAGAGGUGCAGCUGAAGUCCGUGGUGGAGGAGCUGCCUGGGAAACUGGAGACGGUUCUGGCAGAGUCAGGCUCCAACUUCAGUGUGGGCCAGAGACAGCUGGUGUGUCUGGCCAGAGCCAUCCUGAGGAAGAACCGCAUCCUCAUCAUCGACGAGGCCACGGCCAACGUGGACCCCAGGACGGAUGAACUGAUCCAGAAAACCAUCAGGGACAAAUUCAGAGAAUGUACUGUGCUGACAAUCGCUCAUCGCCUCAACACAAUCAUCGACAGUGACAGGAUACUGGUCCUGGAUGCGGGGAAAAUUCACGCCUAUGACGAGCCGUACACCCUGCUUCAGGAUCCAGAAGGAAUCUUUGCGAAGAUGGUCCAACAGACAGGCAAACAGGAAGCCACAGCACUCCUUCAGGCAGCUAAGCAGGCGUUCGACAGCAGAAGCCGUCCCAUCAUUUCAAACGGACACGCAGCGACAUCCGACGGUAGCUUAGUAAUCUUCGAGACAGCCCUGUAAGCUCAGGGAGGUGCUGGAAACCUCAGAAAGUGCCUGGGCUCGUAGGCAGCCCCCCCACCCACCCUCCUUCAGCCUCUGGGGUAUGCACACCAGGCCCAGAGGGAGAGAAAGGCCUCGGUUAUGUGAGCUGGAGAGGAUACGGCGGAGCUGCAGAGGUCUCAGUGUGGCCUUACACGACUGAGCCAAACACGAGCACUACGCUGGGAAAGCAGGAAAUCACUACUGUAAAAAAAAACUGUUGUCACAAAUCACUAUUUAUUUUCUCUGCUUGUUUUUAUCGUAUGUUAUCUGAUUGCUGCUCUGUACACCGAUGCCUUGGAGAAAUUGCUUUAAAUGGCCAUAUAAUCCUUAAACUGUAAGUGCCUUCUAUCAGGUCUGCAGCAGAUUGUCUCAAUCCAAAGUUGCCUUUGUGUAGAAAUAUGGCGGCGCUGCACAGGAGGAAUGAAAACCAAAUGACAGCAGCAGCAGACGUUCAUAUAAUCCAAGUUUUGUACAUCUAUGUGUGAAACUGUGGAUUUAACAUGGUUUUAUUUUUGUAACCUUUCCUUUUAUACGUCUCCUCAAGCGGAGGCAACAUGAACACUGCUGCUACCACCGUUCUGAUUGUUCGACAUGUGUUGUAUUCACUGUCUGAAAAAUAUCAUACGUUUGUUUUACUGAAUGCUGCAUAAACACCUCCAACACUGA
Molecule: messenger RNA, 4827 nt
Organism: Cheilinus undulatus (humphead wrasse)
Lineage: Eukaryota; Metazoa; Chordata; Actinopteri; Labriformes; Labridae
Gene: abcc4
Product: ATP-binding cassette, sub-family C (CFTR/MRP), member 4
Exons: 31
Coding region: 169-4140 (1323 amino acids)
Biological process (GO): monoatomic ion transport; transmembrane transport
Cellular component (GO): plasma membrane
Molecular function (GO): ABC-type transporter activity; ATP hydrolysis activity; ATP binding
Source: RefSeq, a predicted model, not a curated record